UACGUCACUUCCGCGUUGACGUUUGUGUAGGUUUUUAAGAAAAUAGCGGGUAAAUGUUGAGGAGCUACCCAGCUACCGUAUGGGAGCUACAGACUGAGAUUUAGCUCAAGAGAGGUCUGACAGUGUGAGCCCUUUUGUCUUUUGGAAGCACACAGCUGUAAACAUGGCGUGUAAACGAGGAGCUCUCAUAGUCCUGGAGGGGGUCGACAAAGCCGGGAAAACCACCCAGUGUAAGCAGCUCGUCCAGGCCCUGCAGCAGAGCGGCAGACCGGCCGAGAUGAUGAGGUUUCCCGACAGGACCACCACCAUCGGACAGCUGAUCAGCGCCUACCUGGAGAAGAAGAGUGACCUGGAGGACCACACGGUGCAUCUGCUCUUCUCUGCUAACCGCUGGGAGCUGGUACCUCUGAUGAAGAGGAAACUAGAGCAGGGGACCACCCUGAUCGUAGAUCGGUACGCCUUCUCUGGGGUUGCUUUCACCAGUGCCAAGCCAGGAUUCAGUCUGGACUGGUGCAAGAACCCUGAUGUGGGACUUCCAAAGCCGGACCUGGUCAUGUUUCUUCAGCUCAGUCCAGCUGAAGCGGCUCUCAGGGGUCAGUUUGGAGAGGAGAGAUACGAGACCAGCACUUUCCAGAAGACUGUCCAACAGAAGUUUGAACACUUGAUGAAGGAUCCGUCUGUGAACUGGCAGGUCAUUGAUGCUUCUCAGAGCGUUGACCAAGUGCAUAAGGACAUCAAAGCUCACAGCCAAAAUGCGAUCAACACAGCUCAGAACCUGCCGAUGGGAGAACUCUGGAAGUGACCUCAGACCUGUGUGAGGGACACUGCUGCUUUUAGACAAACACAAGAUGUGCUGUGUAGUGACUCAAUGACUCUUCUACACACUGAACACUUUUCUCGCACCCUAUUUUUGUAUGUUAUUGCUAUUAAACACAUCAGUGGUACA
Messenger RNA from Notolabrus celidotus (New Zealand spotty), 946 nucleotides. RefSeq names its product deoxythymidylate kinase (thymidylate kinase) (gene dtymk). Bases 164 to 802 code for a protein of 212 amino acids. Gene Ontology annotation, molecular function: dTMP kinase activity; ATP binding. The transcript is spliced from 5 exons. The record is from RefSeq and is a predicted model, not a curated record. Gene Ontology annotation, cellular component: cytoplasm; cytosol; mitochondrion. Gene Ontology annotation, biological process: dUDP biosynthetic process; dTTP biosynthetic process; dTDP biosynthetic process. NCBI's taxonomy places the organism in Eukaryota, Metazoa, Chordata, Actinopteri, Labriformes, Labridae.